AUGGCACAGAAUGACGAUUCCCUUAAGUCUGAACCGAAGUCUGAGAAUACUCAUCUCUCAUGCGUAAAUUGUCUCGAGACUCCGAUUUCGUCUUUCGACCUUCUCAAUUAUCGGUCGCCAGGUCGCGACCCCUCGGCCGUUUCUAGAGCGGCCGCAUUGAUUUUGCAGGCAGCCGUCGACAGCCAAAAUCAGAGAAAGAAAAGAAGCCUAAGCAGUGUCAGUCCCCUUUCCAAUCCUAUUUUAAAGGUCCAGUGUCCUUCGCCCCCGGACGAUAAUGCGGCGGCGGCGGCUGCCGUCUCGAUGAUUUCGCGUCCCAUGUCACAUUCGCCAAAUACGAACUCGAAGAUAACGGCGGCUCUGGCCUUGGCCAUGGUGGCAUCCUCACCACCCUCUACUUGUCCUAGUUCUUCUUCCUCGGGUCAACUGGCAGAACAGUGCAGCAGCGAAUUUCGCGGCGAAAAUCCACCCCAGUCUAUCGGCAUGCUAUUCCGUUCUCCCGUUGGUGGUUACGAAUCUGUUGAUGGUGGAGGCAACAGCGAAUUCAACUUCCCGCCAACCAGUCUAAAUUCAGGGAAUAUUUCAUCUUUUACGUCCUUGAACAGCAACACAGUUCCCUCUGAGCUGUCUGCAUCCGCGUGCUUAGCCAAUGCCAUGCUGCUGCCGGCUAGUUUAGUGACCGCCUUGGGACAAAGUAUGCACGCCGGCUCUUACCAUCAGACAUCUUCACCAGCCUACCUAUCAACCAUCGGGAAUGUAUCCUCUAAUUUUUCACUGACUUCUAACUCUGAUCCUGCAACCACAUUCAGUGUCGCUAUGUCGGCAGCGUCUCCUUCGAACGUAGAUACCGGCCGAUUCAGUUCAACCAGUCGGACUAGCUCAGUCACCCUGCAUGAAGAUGGUAGCAGAAAGCGUGAGCAACGGCUUCUCAAAAAUAGACGACAGAAUGUCGUCGUCGUGAAUUGUUACGGUCUGGCAUGCGUCAUCUACUUCCAGUAUUGUUACACUCUCUUCUAUCGAACCACGCUCAAAGCAUAUUUUCAGUGGGUUUAA
Molecule: messenger RNA, 1050 nt
Organism: Dibothriocephalus latus
Lineage: Eukaryota; Metazoa; Platyhelminthes; Cestoda; Diphyllobothriidea; Diphyllobothriidae
Source: the annotation of a GenBank genome assembly